Messenger RNA from Penicillium verhagenii, 804 nucleotides. Its product is annotated as complex I 24 kDa subunit family protein. The record is from RefSeq and is a predicted model, not a curated record. The transcript has 3 exons. Gene Ontology annotation, molecular function: NADH dehydrogenase activity. Bases 1 to 804 code for a protein of 267 amino acids. NCBI's taxonomy places the organism in Eukaryota, Fungi, Ascomycota, Eurotiomycetes, Eurotiales, Aspergillaceae.
AUGGCGUCGAAACUCUUCUCCGUUUCGCGGGCCAGCCGGGUGCUGCACCAGACUCCCUUCACUCAAUUCCGGUCCUUUUCCGCCGCCCCGCAACGGUUCAGCGACUCCCUGUCUGUCCACCGCAACACCCCCACCAACAACCCCAGCAUUCCCUUCUCGUUCACCCCUCAGAACCUCACCCUCGUCGAUGAGAUCCUCAAGCGCUACCCUCCCCAGUACAAGAAGGCGGCUGUUAUGCCCCUCUUGGAUCUUGGUCAGCGCCAGGCCGGUUUCACCAGCAUCAGCGUCAUGAACGAGGUCGCUCGCAUGCUUGAGAUGCCCCCCAUGCGUGUUUACGAGGUCGCGACUUUCUACACCAUGUACAACCGUGAGCCCGUUGGCAAGUACUUCUUGCAGAUCUGCACUACUACCCCCUGCCAGCUUGGUGGUUGCGGUUCCGACGCCAUCGUCAAGGCUAUUAACGAGCACCUCGGCAUCACCCCCGGCCACACCACCGAGGAUGGCCUCUUCACCUACAUCGAGGUCGAGUGCCUGGGUGCCUGCGUUAACGCCCCCAUGGUCCAGAUCAACGACGACUACUACGAGGACCUGACCCCCGAGUCCAUCAAGACCCUUCUCACUGCCCUCAAGGAUGGUGCCGCUGCUACCGGCUCCGUCAAGAUUCCUGCCCCGGGCCCGCUGACUGGACGCGACACCUGUGAGAACAGCGCCGGUCUCACCAACUUGAACGAGGUUGUGUGGAACCCCGAGACCAUGAUGCGCACUGACGGUGCGCUGGAUGCGCAGCCGGAGGCGAAGCAAUAA